Molecule: messenger RNA, 1132 nt
Organism: Periconia digitata
Lineage: Eukaryota; Fungi; Ascomycota; Dothideomycetes; Pleosporales; Periconiaceae
Source: the annotation of a GenBank genome assembly
UCAGCCCCAACGGCCAUCAAAUGUCGCCCAGCAUCUGUACAGCAUGGCUGCACUAUCACAAUUUCGAGCCUCCGUAAGACUAUCACACAGGUUGCGGUUAUGCCAGACGAAGACGCGUCAGCUCCAUCUGGCGCCGCCCUGGCUUCUCGAUGAUUAUAUCCCCCGACACCAACUGCUGUCUUCCGUCGACGCGGCUAAGAAACGAUCUCUCGCAUAUGCACAUCUUCGCGAAUGCAAUCUUUGCCCUCGCAAAUGCGGGGUCAACAGGUAUGAGAAGACGGGCGUGUGUUUGAUAGGGGCGGAGACGGUGAAGGUAAACACCAUAGCGCCCCAUUUUGGAGAAGAGCCGUGUUUCCAAGGUCAUCAUGGUUCUGGAAGCGUCUUUUUCAGUGGGUGUAACCUUCGCUGUGUGUUCUGUCAAAAUUUCGAUAUUUCACAUCAACGAAACGGCUUCGACCUGACGCCAGAAGAACUGGCUGACUGGUACCUCAAGCUUCAGGAUGUCGGGCAUGUCCACAACAUCAAUCUGGUCACACCUGAGCAUGUCGUUCCGCAAGUUGCACUUUCCAUUCUUCAUGCGCGCGAAGUCGGAAAGCUCAAGAUCCCCAUCAUAUACAACUCUUCGUCCUUUGAUUCCAUCGAAAGUUUAGAGCUCUUAGACGGAUUGGUGGAUAUCUAUCUACCUGACUUCAAAGUAUGGAAUGACGAGACGGGUAAACGACUGUUGAAAGCGGAUAACUAUACGGAGACCGCAAUGGAAAGCAUCAAAGCAAUGCAUGCGCAGGUCGGUGACCUCUGCUUCACGGGCGAUGGGAUUGCAAAGAAGGGCGUGCUGGUGCGGCACUUGGUCAUGCCGGGUUUGGAGGACGAAGGCCGUGAUAUUAUGGGAUGGUUAGCCAGCAAUGUGUCCAAGGACUUGAUGGUGCAUAUAAUGGAGCAGUACUUCCCCCGUGCCCAUGUAGGAAAGCCAAGGCGAGGUAAUAAAGAAGAGGGCGGGAGCGGAGAAGCUCGAUAUGCGGACAUCAAUCGGCCUGUAGAUCUCGACGAAGUCUCAUCCGUAAAGAAGGCUGCUGAGGAGGCGGGCCUGUGGCGGUUUGUAGAAUCUGCUCAGCACGGCGGCUUCAACAUAUAA